Dalotia coriaria is the source of this 2471-nucleotide messenger RNA. Its product is annotated as CREB-H transcription factor homolog let-607-like. Gene Ontology annotation, cellular component: nucleus. Gene Ontology annotation, molecular function: RNA polymerase II cis-regulatory region sequence-specific DNA binding; DNA-binding transcription factor activity, RNA polymerase II-specific. The transcript is spliced from 5 exons. Gene Ontology annotation, biological process: regulation of transcription by RNA polymerase II. The coding region runs from base 237 to 2054 and encodes 605 amino acids. NCBI's taxonomy places the organism in Eukaryota, Metazoa, Arthropoda, Insecta, Coleoptera, Staphylinidae. The record is from RefSeq and is a predicted model, not a curated record.
UACAUGCAGCCAACCUCAUCGGCGCGCCGUGCUUCUUUCCACCGCCCAGCGUUGGUUAGUUGACGUUGGCAAAACCGGAUAGCUAACGGUGCACUCCACACGCACACGCUUGGAUUCCGCUCUUGGAUUGCACCAUCUUCUUGCGUGAUUGCAGUAUCGCGAGUGACUAAAAAUAAAGCGUGCGCGUCUUUUGUUUGGUGAUGAGCCACUAGCUCCCAGACAGUGCGCCAGAAAAUAUGUCGCAGCUGCUCGACUACGUGCUGAAAGGCGGCGACGCCGCCAACGACGACCUCAACAUGGACAUCAACAAUAUGGACUUCAAUUUUGAUGCGCCUGACAUGAUGACAUCAGAAUUCUUUGAUUCUGUCAUGUCUCUGGAAAAAGACAACUUCCUGGAAGUGAUUGAUGAUAAAAUGCGCUUCUUCAAUGAUGAUCUACUGAAAGACGACGCCAGUUUUGCAGAAAGCACCUCCGGAAUAGAAUCACCCUCCACCUCACCCUCCUCAACCCACCACAACAGUCCUCGGACAGAUAGCGACAUCGGCUCUAAUGACAGCGAUAACUUUCACGAGCAAAUUACACUUUUCGGUAGUCAGGCGAGCGAAACGCUUACCAGCGAUGAUUAUUACAGCUUCAUUGAUCAGGCGUCCAUGCAAAACGAGCACCUGCAGCAGUUUAUUGCGGACACCGUCGUGCACACCCCCGUGGUCAACAAUGUCGCCCACAAGUUGAUCAAGAGGGUUGCCCCGUCGGUGAACAACACACAGCAACCUGCUAAGAAGUUUAUUGUUACGAAAUCAUCUCAAGAUAUUCCUUUAAUGGGACCGAAUGCAAAAACAAACAAAAUCAUCAACAAUGGAAAGAAUCAAGUGAUUAGGGUACAAGCAGGCGGGCGAUCGUUAUUAUUACCCGUCAAUGUGAAAGACAUCAAGAAGUUGAAGGUGAUUAGAGCUAACGAGCUCAACAUGGAGGCGUUGAAGUUCAUCCCUGCACAGGCCAAGCCCGUGUUUAAAAAAGUGUCCCAGUAUGCUGCGUCCACGAGUUCAGAGUCUGUAGAUGAUGAUAUUGAUCUGGAUCAACCAAUACCCAUGGAUGGAAACAACUAUCCUGCUUUGGAGUUGACCGGCGAAGAAAAACGCCUCCUUAUGAAGGAAGGCAUCAAGCUCCCAACUCACUACCCGCUUACGAAAUACGAAGAGAAGGAGUUGAAGCGCAUCCGGCGCAAAAUCCGCAAUAAAAUCUCCGCGCAAGAUUCCCGCAAACGUAAGAAGGAAUACGUUGAUCAGUUGGAGGAAAAAGCCCGCAAAACCGACGAGGAAAACGAGCUCCUCAAGAGUAAAGUGAAGAAUCUAAACAGGGAGAACACUAAACUCUCAGAGCAGUUGAAAAAAUUGCAGGAAUUAUUAUGCAGUGGUUCGAGUAAAGCUACACCGACCACGUGUCUAAUGAUUGUGCUCUUCUCCACGCUCCUCGUGUGCCUGCCGAAUCUGCGCACCGCCGAAAACAAAGACCUCGAGGUGGGCGAGCAACAAAUGAUGGCCGCACGGAGGGCGUUGCUGUUUAACCCCACGAAGGAAGAAGAAGACCAAGUGAAUAUGGAUGAGUUCAUUGUUUUCAACAAGGAGGAAGCCGAGGCGCGCUUCGAGGAAAUCGCCGCCGCCGAGGAGAAGGACAACGGCACCGCUGCGUUUGUCAAGUAUCUCGGAGACUUGUCUGCUAAGUACGAGUCGAUCAUACGAUCGAAUUGUACGGAGAUACUGCAGGGUGGGUCGCUGCAGGACUUCUGUAAGCGACACGAGGAUGAGUUUAAACAAGCGUUGCAGGAUUUACGUUUGUUCCUCGAUCGGAAUAAAGGUGUCACUGGCGGGGGAUUGGCCCCCGGUGGGGAUGUGCGGAAAUUUAUCGAGCCGGAUAUAUCCGACGACGAGGAGGACUCGGGUCAUCCGCCAAGCAAACGAACACGCUUGGAUUUUGACACGUUUCAGAAUGAAAUCAACUCCGUCAAAGAGAUUAAGCUGGAAGCCGAGAUGGCGCUGCCGUCUAAAAGAGAAUAGAAUGGAAUGAAAGUAAAGCGCGCCGGGGGGUGCAAUUGCAUGAUGAAAUAACAUUCGUUAAAUGUUAAUGUUUGAACUUUGUUUCCUUUGUGAAAGGGUUUUAUGUAUUUUAUUACUUUUUAGUAGACCAGAGAUUUAUAUUUGCAUUUUAUGAGAUUGAUUAUGAGCGUUAGGAUACGAUAUGACUUUUUAGGGGGACGCCCAGGUUGGAGUUUUGUAAUAUGAUGCGAAUGUACCUAAUGUCCUAUAGGCCAACCGGUUGGUCGAUCUAUCUAAAAUCGUAUUGUAAAUAAUUUUAGUGAAUUUAGUUCGAGUAAGGCAGGAUGAUGAUGAUGAUAACAUGAGCAGUCACGAGCACUAUUUGCGAUUACUGUACACUAUGUUAACUUUUAAUUACAAACGUACUUGUAUCUUGAA